AAGCAGCGCCCAUGUGGAGGGGAGAAGAACAGGACCGAAGUAGAGGACCGUGUGCAACCCGCGUGUGGCGCAGAGGAGACCGACAACAACCAGGCGCAGUCUGAGGUUGUAGGAGCUAGUGGAGAUGAGUAGUAAUGAGUGUUUUGGAUGCGGACGUACUGGCCACUGGAUCAAGAACUGUCCGAAUGCCGGGCGGGGACGAGGCAAGGGCCGCGGGAGGGGGAAAGAUCUGUUCUGCUAUCGCUGUGGAGAGCCUGGUCACGUCGCCAGGGACUGGCCGUGCUAUAACUGUUCUGUGUUUCUGCAGCGUGCUAUAACUGUUCUGUGUGUUUCUGCAGCGUGCUAUAACUGUGGUCGUGGAGGACACAUCUCCAGAGACUGUAAGGAGCCCAAGAAGGAGAGGGAACAGGUCUGUUAUAACUGUGGCAAGGCCGGCCAUGUGGCCCGGGACUGUGACCAUGCCAACGAGCAGAAGUGCUACUCCUGUGGAGGCUUCGGACACAUCCAGAAGGGCUGUGACAAGGUCAAGUGUUACAGGUGUGGUGAGAUCGGCCAUGUUGCCGUCCAGUGCAGCAAGGCCAGCGAAGUCAACUGCUACAACUGUGGAAAGUCUGGUCACCUGGCUAAAGAAUGCACCAUCGAGGCCACGGCCUAGCGCUCUGCUGCCUUCCUACGCCCCUCCCUUUUCACAUGGAUGGUUGUAUUAUUUUGUCUGAAUUGUCCCCUCUGGCCCACGGCAGGCUACGGAGGAUAGUCCCACACCAGUCUGCUGGAAAAGCAGGACGGGGGGUGAAACAUCCACUUUCUGCAUUUAAUCAAACAUGUUUGUUUAGUUUGGUAGAGGUUAAUGUAUAAUGCUUGUUAAAGAACCCCCUUUCCAAGCCACUGGUGACCAGGGAUGAAUGAUGAGUGGAUGCCCUUCCUACCAGGUCUGGGAAACCGGCACUUAGUGAGAGUGAGUGGGUAGGAAGUCUGAGCUUCCCGUAAAGAUUGACUUUGUUUUAGUUUUCUUGAACAAAACGGAGUCUACCUGCAAGAGAGUGACUGACGUGCGACAGCAGCCCCGGCCAGCGGUCAUUAUGUUUACGGUUCAGUCCGGCAGCAGGCAGGCAGAUAACCCGCCCAAACACUAUGAAUACUGUGAGAGAAAUUACAAGAUUAUGUUAUAAUACUUUUAUUGCAUCAAAUGGCUGUUUUAAACAGAAUAGAGUGUUCUUAUAACUCUAUUGUGUCUGUGUGAACUGAAAGUGGGCCUCUGGGAGAUUUAACACUGACAGGAGAUUUACCAUGUCUUUUG
Salvelinus sp. IW2-2015 is the source of this 1297-nucleotide messenger RNA. NCBI's taxonomy places the organism in Eukaryota, Metazoa, Chordata, Actinopteri, Salmoniformes, Salmonidae. The record is from RefSeq and is a predicted model, not a curated record.